AUGUGCAACAGCCUGCCGGAUUGCCAGGGCUUUGACUUCGUCUACCGAGACUUGUCGCAGAACUGCGACUGUGUCAUGCGCAUGGGCCGCGCCUUCGACGAGGCUGACGGCCUAAUGUCAAGAGUUCGAGAAGCUCUUUAUCCCAGUCUCAUGAGUACCAAUGUUGUUGUUGUUGUUGUUGUAGGUCAAACCCUUGUACCAGACGGAGACUGUACAGGAAAUGCAGGUAUUUGCCUUUGGCCAGUGGAUUUAUGUAAUCUUUUGCUCCAUCGAAGAUGCACCGACCGCUUUUGGACUUGCACACGAACGGGAGUCUAGAAGAUGUGAACCUCACAUGGCAGGAGUGCCAUGGAGGUGGAGUGCAAGGACGGGCACGGCACGUCCGUCGCACCAGAUUCAAUCAGGUUCACUUGGAACAAUGGUUUGGAUUGCAGAACUGACAGCGAAACCAAUGGUUUGGAUCCUUGUGUUCAUUUGCCUUUAUCCAACUCUAUCGCUUCUCUCCGUCCUUUCGAAGAUGGGUACCA
This is a messenger RNA of Durusdinium trenchii, 527 nucleotides long. The record is from the annotation of a GenBank genome assembly. Lineage: Eukaryota; Dinophyceae; Suessiales; Symbiodiniaceae.